Messenger RNA from Scomber japonicus (chub mackerel), 1895 nucleotides. It is a transcript of the gene bbs1, whose product is annotated as Bardet-Biedl syndrome 1. The record is from RefSeq and is a predicted model, not a curated record. Gene Ontology annotation, molecular function: smoothened binding; patched binding. NCBI's taxonomy places the organism in Eukaryota, Metazoa, Chordata, Actinopteri, Scombriformes, Scombridae. Gene Ontology annotation, biological process: protein localization to cilium; non-motile cilium assembly. Bases 153 to 1892 code for a protein of 579 amino acids. Gene Ontology annotation, cellular component: BBSome; axoneme; centrosome. The transcript has 7 exons.
UUACCGGGACUCUACCGGGACUCUAUUGGGACACUACCGGGACCGACUGCUGCUACCGGGACUCCUCCGUUAACGGGUUUUAACGGUUUGACUAAAACUCAGAGCCGCGAGGAGACGCGCUGCACGGUUUCCUUGGUAACGGAAGUGACAUCAUGGAGGCGUGUCCCGGCGGAGGCCAGUGGUUGGACGCUCACUACGACCCGGUGGCUUGCGUGAACACGUUCUCGUCCUGCGUGGCGCUAGCCGACCUGAGCGGAGACGGAGAGAACCGAUUGGUCGUCGGAGACGUGGGGGGGGUGGGGGGGAUGAAGCUGAAGGUGUUCGGGGGGACGGCGUUGCUAAGCGACAGCUCGCUGCUCGACCUCCCCGCCGGACUCGCCGCCUUCUUCAUGGAUCUACACGAACCCAGAAUCCCCGCCGUCGCCGUGGCGUCCGGACCCUCCGUCUACGUCUACAAGAACCUCAGACCCUACUUCAAGUUCACUCUGCCGGGGUCAGAGGUCAACGCCCUGGAGCAGGACGUGUGGCGGCAGGUGGGGGAGGGGCAUAUUGAUCAUGUGACCUUAAAGGAAAUGUUGGAGAGCAUCAGGAAGCAGGCCGACGUGCCGCUGUCCGUCCGCUCGCUGCACUUCCUGUCGCUGGACGCCACGGCAACCGACGACUUCGUCCAGCUGCACAAACAGCAGCCAAUCAGACGGCAGACGGUCAUCACCUGCAUCGCUACGCUGAAGAAGAGCACCGCCGACGAGGACGGAGUCAGCUGUUUGGUGAUCGGCACGGAGAGCAGCGACGUCUACAUCCUCGACCCCGAAGCCUUCAUCAUCCUGGCCAAGAUGUCUCUUCCUGAUGCUCCCUCCAUGAUGGAUGUGACGGGUCAGUUUGAUGUGGAGUUUCGUAUCACGGUGGCGUGCCGUAACGGGAACAUCUACAUCCUGCGCAGGGACUCGGACAAACCGAAGUACUGCAUCGAGCUGUCGGCCCAUCCGGUGGGUUUGGUGAGAGUCGGGAAGAACGUGGUGGUGGGCUGCACCGACGAGACCCUGCAGGCCUUCACUCAGAAGGGCAAGAAGCUUUGGUCGGUGGUCCUCCCGGCCCCCGUCACCACCAUGGCGUCCAUGGACCUGCCCACCAGGGGCUUCCAGGCGGUUCUGGUGGGUCUGGCUAACUGCGAGGUCCACCUGUACCGGGACAAGAACCUGCUGAGCACCAUGAAGACUCCGGACGCCGUCAGCAGCAUCUGCUUCGGCCGGUACGGGCGCGAGGACGGGACCCUCAUCAUGACCACCAAGAGCGGGGGCCUGAUAGUGAAGAUCCUGAAGAGGACCGCGGCGUUCGAGGACCGGGACGGCGCCCCGGGUCCGCCGCCGGCCCAGAGCGUCCGCCUCAAUGUGCCCAAGAAGACCAAGCUGUACGUGGACCAGACGCUGCGGGAGCGGGACUGCGGCGCCGCCAUGCACCGAGCCUUCCAGAUGGACCUGAGCCGCCUGCGCCUGGCCGCCACCAAGGCCUACGUGAAGGCUCUGGAGUCCAGCCUGACCCCCGUGUCCUCCAGCCUCACCGAGCCCCUCAAGAUGAACGCCGUGGUCCAGGGUCUGGGUCCGUCCUUCAAGCUCACCCUGAACGUGCAGAACACGGCGGCGUGCCGGCCGGUCAUGAACCUGGCCGUCAGCUUCCUGUACGACGAGAACCUGUACCGGAUGAGGACCCCCUACAUGAGGAUCCCGCUGCUGGUCCCAGGUCUGGUCUACCCCGUGGAGACCUUCGUGGAGUGCACCAGCGAUAAGGGGAUCUCUGACAUCAUCAAGGUCUUCGUCCUCCACGAAGGCCGGAGCGCCCCCCUUCUGACGGCCCACAUCAACAUGCCGGUCAGCGAGGGGGUCACGCUCAACUGAGAC